This is a messenger RNA of Closterium sp. NIES-65, 3180 nucleotides long. Lineage: Eukaryota; Viridiplantae; Streptophyta; Zygnematophyceae; Desmidiales; Closteriaceae. The record is from the annotation of a GenBank genome assembly.
AUGCGGGCCGCAGGAAAGGGGGUGACCGGGACCGAGGUUGUUCACGGGGAUGAUGAUGGGGUCCAGGAUCGCGAGGAGGAACGUGAGGGAAACGGGUGGGAGAUCGGCGCGGAUGUCGAGAACGACGAAGGGAGGGGAAGGGUGCGACAGCGAAUAUCGGCGAGGUCGGCGUGGAGGCGGCUCACGGAGGUGGUGGCAUGGUCGAGGUCGGUGAAGGGGAUAACGCCGCGGUCCCCGGAGCAGAGGGGCGUGGAUGGGCAUACCGAUGCCACCGCGGGAGAAGGCCGGCGGGAGCGGUCUAGGAGGAGGAAGAAGGCGGCGAGCGGUCAUCCCGGUUCCACCGCGGCUGGGCGGCAGGCGCGGCUGGACGUCGUCGAUCAGCUGAGGGCGGAGAACAGGAGAUUGCGUGCAGACAAUGCACUCCUUGAACGGCGGCUCGGUGAGCAGACGGGGCGGGUCGACAGCUUGGCGGCGGCAUUAGCUGUGCUCCUCGAGAAGGUGAAGGGUUUGACCGCCCAGGUCGCCGACACCGACCGGAAAUCGGAGGAGCGCCUCAAAGAGGCCACGUCGACCAUGGCGACCACAAUCACCGAGGGCCUCACCGACAACAUGGACAGCGCCAUUCAAUCGGCCAAGUCCUUCGCCGAGCUAGCGAGGCAGACGCUGCUGGAUCUUGACGACCCCAAGGGACGAGCGGCGGUCGCACGCGCGACCGCGGUGAAGACAGUGACCGAGCACGUGACGGCGGAGGUGGGCGAGGCGAGGAAGGGGUUGGAGGAGUCGUUCAUCAAAUACAUCGGCGCCGCGCAGACCAACAUUGCCGCCGCCGUCGCGCCCCGCCUAGUCCAGCCGCCGCCGCCGCCUACCGGCCCAGCGCAGGCCUUGCCGGAAGAUUUCCUGAAGUCUUUCAAGGAGGACGUGCUGAAGGCGAUGACGGAGACCACGCAGCAGUCCUUCCUCGCCUCCGGACUGAAGAUAAUGGCCGAGGUCGUCGGCACGGUGGCGUAUGCUCGGCGUGGGUCGUCGCCGUCGGCAAACGACGCCGGCCAAGCGCAACCUACGGAGGGCUUGAAGCUGGGUCACAAGAGGCGGGGAGGCGGCGGGGGGGGCGACGGGGACAAUUCGGCGAUCACGAAGCGGAGCAAGGGAGGCAGGGGGUCUGGCGGCGGGGGGGGGGACGGAGACGAUUCGGCGGGCGCGAGGCGGACCAAGGGAGCGGCUGGUUCUCGCGUCGCCGGCGAUGGGAGCAUGGGAGCCGGCGACGGCAGUUCGUUGAAGCAGUCGGGGAAGAGCGUGGUCGACAUCCUCAGGAAGCACUGGGCUCAGGUUGGAGCGGCCAGCACGGGCCAUGGUGGUGGGGGUCCCGCCGACGAGCAUGCCACUGAUGACGCACUGCCAAUGGCUCCGCCUUCGGUCGGCGUUAAGCCACCACGACAGGGUAGCGGUGUGAAAGGCCUGCGCGACAAGGGGAAGGCCGCCGCCAAAACGGCCCCAGGCGGGUCCGCGAAAGCUGGCCAGGGCCCGAAGACAAGGGUUGAGGAGGCGUCAGCGGUUCCUCACCAGUCUCCCGCGGGUGCACGCCAUCCGACCGGACCGUCUGCCGGGCGACCUACCGACGUCCCGCGCCAUGCCGACGUACCGUCUGCCGACAAGGUUGGCCGCGCGGGAAAAGGGGCGGCAGUUGCGGACGCGCUCAAGGAGCAGCUCAGGCUCCUAGCCGGCCACAGGGCUGUUCAACAGGCCCCCCCUGCUGUCGACGUCCCAUCGGCCAGUGGGCCACGUGUAGUGCCGGUCGUCGCCGCCCGUACUCCUGCAGACCCAAAGUCCGCGUUGUUGCGCGCCCAGCUGGGCGCACUAGCGUCGACUGAGAGGACUCAGCAGGCUUCUGGCUCUGGCUCUAAGCCGUCGUCGGCGAAUGUCGCACCACCCACCCAUGUGGCAGCUGAUGUGGAGAAGGCGGCGGAGAAGGGCGUUCGUGCCGCGCUUGCCACCGGCGGCGGCGCCGUUGAGGAGGUCCCCGCAGACGCUGAUAUCGCUGCCAUACAGGCCCAUCUGGAUGCAGCCAAUCCCCGAACCCUGGCCAUCUCCGACACGGAACAUGUGGAGCCUUCGGCGGGACUCGUCGGCAUCGCGGCAGAGCCUAGUGCGACCGGUGAUGCGGUCGGUGAGGGAAAGUCGAAACGGAAGGGGAAGGCGGGCUCACAGAGGAAGACGCGGGAGAAGUCGGAGGUGAAGGCGGCGGAUAAACAGAAGGGGAUGGCGGCGGAGACGGCGGCGGACAAAGAUCGAGGCGGCAUUGGGGAGGUUGAAGGGAAAGGGGAGAAUCAGGAGAAGUCGCCCGGCGAGGGUACGUCGACGGGGAGGAAGGGGAAGGACAAGUCGGUCGGAGAAGGUGCGUCGACCGGGAGAAAGGGGAAGGAGAAGGCGGUCGGCGAGGGUUCCUCGAAGGGGAGAAAGGGAAAGAGGAAGGCGGAGGAGGAGGAUGAGGAUGUCGAGGAGGUGGAGGAGGUCGAGCAGGAGGAAGAGGAGGAGGAGGAGGAGGAGGAGGGGAAGGGCAAGGAGAGGAGGGGUCAUGGCAUCCGACACGAUACCUCGGGCGACAAGCAAGGGUGGGUCGGCGAGAUUAAGGUGCACGGCAUCAAUCGAUACAUCGGCAAGUCGCGGGACAAGAUGGAGCUCGCGUACGUUCACUCCAUCGCGUACGUCGUCUACGACGGUUUCGUGAGCAAGGUGCUCAUGACCGAGCUCACCGGCUUGGACAGCGCCGAAUUGGAGAGGUGGAAGGAGGUGUGGGAUGAGCACCGAGGAAGGCCGGGAGAAGUCGGCGUCCAUGAUGUCGGCGAUGAUAGGCCGCGUGUCAAUGUGCGCUGCAUAUGGGAAGACCGCUGCGGCAGCGGCGAAGAAGGGGGAGACAAGGAGGAGAAGACGGAUAUGGCGGCAUGGGCGUUAGCAGCAUCCGCAUGCGCUGUGUGGUGCUUCGUCGAGAACGGCGAUGCCCAGCUGGCGGAUGCUGUGGAAGAAGGGAAGUCGGCGGCGAUCAUCGGCGGAGGCGAGCCAGGCGACCGCCGAUGUAUUCGGAAAAGUCAUGGAGGCGGUGCUGAAAGCCGAGAUGAACAGGGACUGCCCCUUGGGAGAGGUUGCCUACAACGUCGCGCCAGCACUCCAGAGGACCGCCCUUGA